AUGGUUCUUUCGAUAGAAGAAAUCAAAUCUUUUACUAAACAAAUUAUUUCAACAAAGGAAAAAACCUAUUACAAUAAUAUUGUUAAAUUAGUUAAUGAAUUAAUAAUCCCCUCUACCAACGAUCAAGUCCCGCAACUAGUGGACGAUUUAGAAAACGAAAAAAGAUUAAGGUUCUUAACUGUUUCAUUGUUUCAAAUUUUUAAAAAAUUGUUUCAAAGAAAUGAAUUGGUGCUAUUGAAAAAAAAUCUAAGCACUCAAAACCAAAAUGAACCCUUGAUUAAAUUUAUUAAUUGGUGUAGAAAUAUGUACAACGUUUUUAAACUAAAAUUACUGGCCAUCAUUUCCGACCUUCGUAUUGAAACCUCAUGGGCUUUAGAUGCAUUGGAUCUUUAUUUGCAACUAAUUGAAUUGGAAUCAGAACAUUUUGCUAAAGGUCCAUUCUUUCCAAAUAAAACUUUACAAAAUUUGAUGAUAUCUCUCUGGAAAUCAGAUGUUGACGACCAUGAGUUGGAUCCAAUAACUGGCCAAUCCCAGAACUUCAUUCUUUUGGAAUUUAUCAAUAAAUACUAUAAGCCUUAUGCUGAUAUUCAAUAUUAUACACAAUCUGAAUUAAAUAAACUAUUCGAUACCUUCACUGAAACAGCCGAUGGUUCUAAUAAUACUGAUGGUAACAAUAGCAUGUCUGAACCUCAACUUUCUAGAAAAAAUAACAUUGCAAAAUGGUUGACUUUAAUGAAUCAUGACCAACAUUGUUGUGGUGGUUUAAAUACAGAUAACGAGAACAAAUUCGAAUUUGAAGUGUUUGUAUCGGAACCACCAAACUGUGUCAAUAACGUAUCACAAUUUAAAUCACUAGUAGAAAAAAAUUGGUUGUUUCAAUUAAAUCAAGAACUAUCUUUCAAUCAAUAUAAGAGUAUCUUAUUGAUACUUCAUAGAAGAGUUAUUCCAUUAUUGCAUACUCCAACAAAGCUAAUGGACUUCUUAACAGAUUCCUACAAUCUUUCACAAGUAUCACCAAAUGAUAAAUCUGUUGGCGUAAUCCCAAUUUUGGCACUUAACGGUCUUUUCCAAUUAAUGCAGCAUUCAAAUCUAGAGUAUCCAAAUUUCUAUUCAAAGCUGUAUCAACUACUGACACCUGAUUUAAUGCAUGUUAAAUAUAGACCAAGAUUUUUCAGAUUAAUGGAAUUGUUUUUAUCUUCUACACAUCUUUCUGUUCAUUUGGUAGCUUCCUUUAUUAAAAAAUUGGCAAGGCUUUCUUUAAAUGCACCACCUGCUGCUGUGGUUACUAUUAUCCCAUUUAUUUAUAACCUUUUAAAAAAACAUCCUAAUUGUAUGAUCAUGAUUCACAAUCCAAAGUAUAUUUCGUCUCCAUUUCUAACAGACGAAGAAAGGUUAGAAUUAAAGCAGAAUAUCGAUUCAUAUAAGGACCCAUUCGAUAUAAACUCUACUGAUCCAGAAAAUACAAAUGCAUUUGAAUCGUCAUUGUGGGAAUUGGCUACUUUAAUGGACCAUUAUCAUCCAAAUGUAGCUACAUUGGCUAAGAUAUUUAAACAACCAUUCAGAAAGUUACACUAUAAUAUGGAGGAUUUUUUGGAUUGGAGCUAUGAUUCGUUAGUUAAUGCAGAAUUAUCAAGAAAUUUGAAGAUUUUACCUACAUUAGAAUUUGAGACAUUUGAUCAAAUAUUGAAUGAACAUGAAUUUGGAACAACCACCGAUUCUACUACUACAUAUCUAAAAAACAUUGCAUGGUAA
Molecule: messenger RNA, 1752 nt
Organism: Arxiozyma heterogenica
Lineage: Eukaryota; Fungi; Ascomycota; Saccharomycetes; Saccharomycetales; Saccharomycetaceae
Gene: NOC4
Product: ribosome biosynthesis protein NOC4
Exons: 1
Coding region: 1-1752 (583 amino acids)
Biological process (GO): ribosome biogenesis
Cellular component (GO): small-subunit processome; Noc4p-Nop14p complex; nucleolus
Source: RefSeq, a predicted model, not a curated record